Messenger RNA from Pipistrellus nathusii (Nathusius's pipistrelle), 315 nucleotides. Lineage: Eukaryota; Metazoa; Chordata; Mammalia; Chiroptera; Vespertilionidae. The record is from the annotation of a GenBank genome assembly.
AUGUCACUUUAUCUGAAGAAUUUUCUUCUGACGAUCUUAUAUAAAACCGCAGACCCCACCCUCUCACGUUCCUAUUUCUCAGUCCUGCUUUACUUUCCUCCAUUUUACUUGUCUGCCUUGGAAGGUUCCUCUCCUGUGACCGGGCGAGACAUUGUUCUCUGUGCAUUAAGGGGGAGUCUUGAAGCAGGCCGUUUUGGAACUUCGUAUGAUGGAGAAACUGUUGCAUAUAGUGUUUUUAGUUUACUCAGGGAUUUGGAGUUUCUUUGUUUGUGUGGAAAAAAAGGCCCUGAGAUUCUGCAUCUGCAGCUGCAAUGA